CCUAUAUAUAUAUAAAAUACACUUAUCCCAAUUUGUUUAAUUAAAGUCGAAAAUAGAUAUAUAGUUAUUAGGACCAAACGAUAUUUCUUCAUACUCAAAGUAUCUUUCAUAUACUCAAAGUACGAUUGUACCAUCAUUGUUCCAUAAUUGUUUAACAAUAAUUAAAAGUGAUAAAAUUCAAAAAUGACUUUUGGGGUCAAGUUACUCAUUAUCGUCAGCGCACUACUUUCUUCAAGUUUACAAAUUUUUAUCGAAUCCCGAACAGUUGAUGCUUCUUGCUUGACGUACGACAUUGAAAGAAAACAUCCUGAUGGCUUGAGAGUAGGAAUUUUAACGACGGUUAGUAAGAAUGGUUUAGUAUCUAAAACUUAUUCCUGCGGUUUUUAUCACGCUAUGAAAGGAUCCGAAACAAUAACCUGCCUUAAUGGAAAAUGGUCAGAUCAUCCUCCAUCAUGUAAAGAGUAUAUCGAACCCUCACGUAGAAAUCAAACAGAUAUUUUAGAUGAAACAUGGUAUCAAAAUUUGGAAACUGAAACUGAGACUACUACUAAUCAAGAUUCAGAAGUCGAAAUUUAUGAUGUAUGAUAUUUUGAAUUUAAAUAAGAUUGCAUAAUGAUUAUUAGUUUUCGAUAAAUUAUGUAAAGUAAUUAAUUUAUUUAUGUAUUAAUAGUGAUUAAUUUAUUAAUUAAUUGGUAUUAAUUUAUUAAUUAAUAGUUAUUAAUUUAUCAAUUAAUAACCAAUUGAGGUUUGUGUUA
Leptopilina heterotoma is the source of this 755-nucleotide messenger RNA. RefSeq lists its product as uncharacterized. The transcript has 3 exons. The record is from RefSeq and is a predicted model, not a curated record. Bases 184 to 585 code for a protein of 133 amino acids. Lineage: Eukaryota; Metazoa; Arthropoda; Insecta; Hymenoptera; Figitidae.